Messenger RNA from Motacilla alba alba, 5046 nucleotides. RefSeq names its product protein phosphatase 4 regulatory subunit 1 (gene PPP4R1). The record is from RefSeq and is a predicted model, not a curated record. The coding region runs from base 1265 to 4117 and encodes 950 amino acids. The transcript has 20 exons. Lineage: Eukaryota; Metazoa; Chordata; Aves; Passeriformes; Motacillidae. Gene Ontology annotation, molecular function: protein phosphatase regulator activity; protein binding. Gene Ontology annotation, biological process: protein dephosphorylation.
UGAGCCAUGGGAUCCCAGCUGCAGAAACUUGGCAAUUCACAUGAGGAGGAUGCUCAUGGGCUACGCAGUGGAGGUGGCACAGCUGCCUGCCACAGAACCAUUAGGGUUGGAAGGGACCUCUAGAGAUGAUCUGGUCCAAACCCCCUGCCAAGGAAAGGUCUCCUAGAGCAGGCGAGGCAGGAGCACAUCCAGGUGGGGUUUGAAUGUCUCCAGAGAGGGACACCCCAUGACCUCCCUGCACAGCUUGUUCCACUGUUCUGCCACGCUCAGCAUGAAGUUCUUCCUCAUGUAGAGGUGAAACUUCUUGUGUUUCAGUUUAUGGCCACUGCUCCUCAUCCCGUCACUGGGAUCCACCAAAAAGAGUCUGGAACUAUCUUCUUACCACCCACCUUUGAGAUAUUUAUAUGCAUUAAUGAGAACCCCUCUCAGUCUUCUCUUCUUUAGACUAAACAUUGGCCAGCUCCCACAGCCUCUCCUAUGAGGGAAGCUCCAGACUCCUAAUAACCUUUGUGGCUCUCCACUGAACCCUGUCCAGUAGCUCCUUAUCUUUCUUGUAUUGAGGAGCCCAGAACUGGACACAGCGCUGCAGAUGUGGCCUCAGCAAUGCCAAGCCGAGGAGCAGGAUCACCUCUGUGUACCUGCUGGCCACACUCUUCUCUCUGGCAGACCCUUUCUCCCCAGGUAACCCCAGGACGCCGGCAGCAAGAUCUUCCACGGCCCCGCUACCACGUCUGGAAGCGACCCCACGGCGAGGAGCACCUUCGGGGCCCUUCCUCCGAGUGACCCCACAAACUUCACGGCGGGGGAAGCUCCGUGGCCUCGCCUCAGCCCGUCGGCGGGCGGCAGGAGGAGCCCGAGCCCAAGCCUCAAGUAGACGGAGGAGCGUGGAGGGCAGGUGAGCGCGGGCCGGGACGUGUGGCCGAGCCCGGGCGCUCUCCAGCCCCAGGGCCAGUCCGGGCGGCUCCGGCCGUGAGUCAGAGCGCGGCGAGGGGAGGCGCGGCCGCCUGAGCGAGCGAGCAGCGAGCGAGAGCGGCUCCGCCGGGCGGAGGCGGGGGCAGCGUGUCCGGCCCAGACCCCUCCUCCCGCCUUCCUCCGCCCGCUCCCUCCUCCCUCCCUCCCUGCGCGGCUCUCCCGGGGACGCGGAGAGGCGCCGCCGGGCCCGGGGCCUGGACCGCACGGGUGCCCGCCCUCUCCCACCGCCGCUCCCACCGCCCGGCCGCGGGCUGGAUGUAGCCGGGCGCCCCGCGGGGGCUGCAGCAGCAAGAUGGCGGAUCUGUCGCUGCUCCAGGAGGACCUGCAGGAGGAGAUCGACGGAUUUGGUGUGGAUGACUACAGCUCAGAGUCUGAUGUGAUUAUUAUACCUUCAGCCCUGGACUUUGUCUCACAAGAUGAGAUGUUGACGCCUUUGGGAAGAUUGGACAAGUACGCUGCAAGUGAGAACAUAUUUAACAGGCAAAUGGUGGCUCGAAGUUUGCUGGACACUUUGAAGGAAGUCAGUGAUGAUGAGAGAGAUUGUAUUGCUGUGUUGGAGAGAAUCAGCAGAUUAGCUGAUGAUUCAGAGCCAACAGUGCGGGCAGAACUGAUGGAACAGGUGCCUCAUAUUGCUAUGUUCUGUCAAGAAAACAGACCUUCAAUCCCUUAUGCUUUUUCCAAAUACUUGCUACCAAUUGUGGUGCGAUACCUUGCCGACCAGAAUAACCAGGUCAGAAAAACAAGCCAGGCAGCUUUGUUAGUGCUGUUGGAGCAAGAACUCAUCGAGAGAUAUGAUGUGGAGACCAAAGUGUGCCCUGUGCUGAUAGACCUGACAGCUCCAGACAGCAACGACGAUGUGAAAACAGAAGCUGUGGCUAUUAUGUGCAAAAUGGCCUCCAUGGUUGGAAAGGACAUCACGGAAAGACUUGUGCUUCCCAGGUUCUGCGAGAUGUGCUGUGACUGCAGGAUGUUUCAUGUUCGUAAGGUAUGUGCCGCCAAUUUUGGAGAUAUCUGCAGUGUGGUUGGACAGCAAGCCACUGAAGAAAUGCUGCUGCCAAGGUUUUUCCAGCUCUGCUCUGAUAAUGUGUGGGGAGUUAGGAAAGCCUGUGCUGAGUGCUUCAUGGCAGUUUCUUGUGCAACAUCACAGGAAGUCCGGAGGACAAAAUUGUCAACCCUUUUUAUUAAUUUGAUUAGUGAUCCUUCACGAUGGGUUCGCCAAGCAGCUUUUCAGUCCCUGGGGCCUUUCAUAUCAACUUUUGCUAAUCCAUCCAGCAGUGGCCAGUACUUUAAAGAAGAAGAUGGUAAAAACCCAGAAGAUUGUGAUUCUGCACAGGAAAACAGUGAGCAAGUCAGGACCACAGAAGAUGGCACAACAGAUGAAGAGCACAACAGGACAGAGGAUCUGUCUUCACAUUGUGAUGAUAGUGAUGAUUUUGCAACAAAACUUGAAAAUGUCAUAGAAGAUCAAAAUACAGUGUCAAAUAACUCCAAGAGGGAAAGUGAUUUCCAGACUGAAUCAUCCUUCUAUUGCACUUUGCCUUCAGAAUCUUGUGGGGAAAUGGUGGAUGAGAACGAGCAAAGUUCUCAUUGCUGUACAACAGAUGUGCAAGAGUCUGGGCUGAAUUCACAGGAAACCUCUCUUUCAGAGCAGGAAUUAUACAACUCUUUCCAUUUCUGGAGGACUCCACUUCCUGAAAUAGAUAUUGACUUUGAGCUUCAGCAGACUUCUGAUAUAAAACUCGAUAGAGAAAUUCAGGAACUCACUAUGCCAGUGUCUCCAAGCAUUCCUAUGGCAACAAGGAAAGAACUAGAAGAAAUGAUAGAAAAUUUGGAACCCCAUAUAGAUGAUCCAGAUGUUAAAGCACAAGUGGAGGUGUUGUCUGCUGCACUCAGAGCAUCCAGUUUGCAUCCUCAAGAAGAGACAAUGGCCAGUGUUGGCAAGGGAACAGAUUCACAGACUGAACUAACCAUCAAUGACCAACAAAGUUUUAAACCUAUACUGGGUGAUAUUGUGCCUUUAAUUGGUGACUCUGUUGAGAGUAUGGAUUCUACACUUCACUAUAUUCAUAACGAUUCAGAUUUGAGUACCAACAGUAGUUUCAGCCCUGAAGAAGAAAGAAAAUCCAAAGUACAGGAUGUUGUACCUCAAGCCUUGCUGGAUCAGUAUUUAUCCAUGACUGAUCCGUCCCGCGCACAAACAGUGGACACCGAGAUUGCCAAGCACUGCGCCUACAGCCUGCCCGGCGUGGCACUGACCCUGGGCAGGCAGAACUGGCACUGUUUGAAAGACACCUACGAGACUCUGGCAUCUGACAUGCAGUGGAAGGUUCGGCGGACACUGGCAUUCUCUAUACAUGAACUUGCUGUCAUCCUUGGAGACCAGCUUACAGCUGGAGAUUUAGUUCCUGUCUUCAAUGGCUUUUUGAAGGACCUAGAUGAAGUGAGGAUAGGUGUGCUUAAGCACUUGCAUGACUUCCUGAAGCUUCUUCAUGUUGACAAAAGACGAGAGUAUCUUUAUCAGCUUCAGGAAUUCCUGGUGACUGAUAACAGCAGGAACUGGCGUUUCCGUGCUGAGCUGGCUGAGCAGCUGAUUUUGCUCCUAGACCUGUACAGUGCCAGGGACAUCUAUGACUACCUGCGGCCCAUUGCUUUCAGCCUCUGUGCAGACAAAGUGUCCUCUGUCCGCUGGAUUUCCUACAAGCUGGUUAGUGAAAUGGUAAAAAAGCUGUACAUGGCUUCAACACCAACCUUCGUGGUAGACCUCAUGAAUGAACUUGUUGAAAAGUUCUGUAGAUGCCACAAAUGGUCUGGUCGGCAGACUUUUGUCUUUAUUUGCCAGACUAUCAGUGAAGAUGACUGCCUGCCCAUGGAGCAGUUCGCUGUGCAUCUGUUGCCACACUUACUACACUUGGCAUCUGACAAGGUUCCAAAUGUUCGAGUCCUGCUCGCAAAAACAUUGAAGCAAACCCUUUUAGAGAAAGAGUAUUUCCUGAAUUCUGCCAACUCUCACCAAGAAGCUGUGGAACAAACAAUUAUGGCUCUUCAGAUGGAUGGUGACAGUGAUGUCAAGUAUUUUGCGAGCAUCCAUCCUGCCAGUACCAAAAUUGCAGAUGAUGCCAUGAGCACUGCUUCAUCAACCUACUGAGUUCCAAACGUUGCUAUAAUUAAAAAAAGAAAAAUUAAACCAACUAUCCUCAAAUGCUUCUAAAAUGGUUGAUUUAGAGCAACCUCUUUGGAAGGAGAGAUUUCUUGCCAGAUUUAACAGGUGGAUGUUACCUAAACCUGAUAACCAGGGAUUUUAAGUCAAGGCAAAGUAAACAUACCUGUGUCAGCUUGACUUUAGAAAAACACUGCUCAGAGGAUUAUUUUUGCCACCGAAGCCUUAAAUCUUCUGUCUUCCUGAACAAAUGAAACUUGAAUUGGCAGAUCAUUUUCAUUGUAGAAAGGAUGUGAUGAUUUCCAGAGACCUGCAUUGUUUCUCCUGAGGAGUUAACUUAGCAAGUAUUUUCUGUAGCAGCUGAUGGGCGGGAUGGCCAGAGAGGCAAGUUUGUACAGGGACUGAGACCUCCAGUAUUAGAGCUAAAGUUUUUAUCAGUCAAGGACUUGAUUUGCGUGCAGCUGGGCACACCCUUAAGUGGGAAUAGCUUUGAUGUUUGUAAAUGGGAAAAGUAGAAAUUUGGAUUUCUCUUAAGGGCUCAGUGCUAACACUAAACUAGAAUCUGAUUUUAAUCCUUAAAUGCAGCAUAUUGCUGUAUCCAUUAGCAGAAAACUUUGCUGAGUACCUGUGUCCUAAUUAUUUUCAUGCUGGUCAUGACCUAAAGGAAAUUUAUUAGCACAUGUACUUUAAGUCAGGUAUUUUUAACUUGAUCAUGAUCAGCUCUGAAGGUGCAACUUUUUUCUUCAUAUACUGUACAUAUCUGUGAGCCUCCUUGGAGUGCUGCAGUCUAAUCAUGUUGUUUAAAAGCUGUUGUGAUACAAGUUGUUCUCUACUUGUCCAAAUAAAAUUUAUUAAUAAGAUGGAAAGAAAUCUUGUGACCUUUUUAAGACAUUAAAAAAAACAAGUUUGAAAUUUAA